UGCACGAGACUAAAAGAAAAAACGAAUCUUCAUUUGGUUACAACCUUUUCUUUUACGUGUGUGCAAAGUCAACUCCAGUCAGCGCUGUUUUUCGAAUCAAGGCUUGAUAGCAUGGCCUGUACGGAAGUGGACAUAGAUGCAAUUAUCUCUUCCCUGUUGAGUGUCUUGCACUCAAGGCCAGGAAAACUAGUGAACCUCGAUGGACGCGAAAUUAAAGCAUUGUGUAUGAAGAGCCGUGAGAUCUUCAUUUCUCAGCCAGCGCUUCUAGAGCUGAGCGCUCCUAUUAAGAUAUGUGGCGACAUACACGGCCAAUAUUAUGAUUUACUCCGUCUAUUCGAGUGUGGCAAAUUUCCGCCUGAGAGCAACUAUCUGUUUUUGGGAGACUAUGUGGACCGCGGCAAGCAGUCGCUGGAAACGAUUUGCUUGUUGUUAGCCUACAAAAUAAAGUAUCCAGAAAAUUUUUUCAUUUUGCGCGGAAAUCACGAGUGCGCCAGCAUUAAUCGCAUAUAUGGCUUUUACGAGGAAUGCAAGAGGAGGUAUGAUGUGAAGCUAUGGAAGGCUUUCACCGAUUGCUUCAAUUGCUUGCCUGUUGCGGCAAUUAUCGACGAAAAGAUCUUGUGCAUGCACGGCGGACUGUCUCCAGAUUUGAAGAACAUGGAUCAAAUACGCAGAAUUCACAGACCGGCGGACGUUCCGGACACGGGACUUUUGUGCGAUUUGCUUUGGGCAGAUCCUGAUAAAGAGGUGCAGGGGUGGAACGAGAGCGAUCGAGGAGUGUCUUACACUUUUGGAUGCGACGUCGUCACUAAUUUUUUGAAAAAGCAAGAAUUAGACUUGAUCUGUCGGGCGCAUCAAGUGGUUGAAGAUGGAUACGAAUUUUUCGCGAAGCGCCAGUUGGUGACUUUAUUCAGUGCUCCUAAUUAUUGCGGUGAAUUUGACAACGCGGGGGCUAUGAUGAUUGUGGAUGAGACCCUGUUAUGUAGCUUUCAAGUUCUAAAACCUGCAGAGAAGCAAAAGUCUUCUGCUGCAAAGAAAAACUACAAAUUUCCGUCCUAGGAGGAGUGCGUUGUCACCGAGAGAGGGUAAUGUCUCUGUUUCAAUGGGGGUGUUUGGAGGCUUUAAUUUCGUCGAGGCUUUCUUAACAGAGGCAUUCCUGCUUGGUGGCGAUGGCGGUCUUUCGAGGAGUCGCAGCGAUGACCAAAAAAAUAGGCGCCAAGAGCCUGGUUUUGCAUUUACUCUUGAAGUAGACUCUCUGCUUACUACUCUAGUUUAUUACAAUCUUGCGAAAAGAUGUUUAAAUACCACACUUCUUCCUGAACGCUCCACCUUCCAAGGGAUAUGCUUGAAUUCGUCAUCCUUGGAUGGGGCUUAUCAGGCCCUCACGGCUGCGUGAAGCACGGCGUGUAUAGUGUCCCAUCUUUCAGAAGAAGAAGAGCCGUAAAUUAGUUUCUGACUGACUUUUAGAAGCCCUUUUUCUGUACGUAUGCAUCUUCUAUGAAGGCUGUCCAAUUUUUUUUAUGUGUACGCUCAGGUUGUAGAGAGAGCUCAUAGGGGUGGAGGCGGGGA
This is a messenger RNA of Schistocerca gregaria, 1566 nucleotides long. Its product is annotated as serine/threonine-protein phosphatase alpha-2 isoform-like. Gene Ontology annotation, molecular function: protein serine/threonine phosphatase activity. The record is from RefSeq and is a predicted model, not a curated record. NCBI's taxonomy places the organism in Eukaryota, Metazoa, Arthropoda, Insecta, Orthoptera, Acrididae. Bases 112 to 1056 code for a protein of 314 amino acids. The transcript has 2 exons. Gene Ontology annotation, cellular component: nucleus; cytoplasm.